AUGGAUGAAGUUCAAAGACCAACGGGUAAGAAUUUGUUUAAUAGAGCAAUGCUAUGUCCAUGAUCCCUUUAGUUGAUCAUAGAAUAAUAUAGUAUUAUAUAUUACAACGUGAAAUGCUCUCAAUUUCAACUGUUUCGAAAACUUUAUACAGUAUAUUUACGACGAUUUUGUUGCUUGAUAGGGAAAGCAAACAAGAGUAACAACGGCAAGGCCAAAAAACAGUUAAGCGAACGUCUUGAUAGGGCUUUGGAAGAAGCUGAAAAUCUAUUUUCGACUCCUAAAGCUGGCAAAAUGAGAAAGAAGAGCCACAUUGAAGUCAGAAGAGACAACAAGGGGAAUAGAGUCUACCACUGUCCCAGAAAAGGUAGUAUUUGAUAGUAUACACAUAAUAUCAGUGGCAUAGGACCUGUUUAUAUGAACCCAGCUAUAAACUGGGAAUUAAACUACUCAUCUGAGUAAUAUCUGCAUGCCCAUUGUUUAUAGUUUGUUAAUGCAAUAAAUUCACACUGCAUAAGAACCCACCAGCCCAAAAUUUGGGCAAAUAAGAACCAUUUCAUGCAGGCUGACAAAUGAAUUAACCUGGUUCUUAAAAAACCUUGUUAAACUUUUAGCUGAAUUAGUAAGCAGGUACUAGGAAGAAAACAAAAUACUGUUAUAAUAUAUACAUGUAUAAAUCUUGCCAGCAUAUUAUGUCUUUCAUCGAUCGACAUCAUGCAUUUAUUUUACAGUAUCAAAACUAGUUUCAUUGUAUACAAUAAGAGGUUUACAACUCUAAACCAGGUUAGUUUAUGACUGGAAAUUUAAUUAAGAACCAGUUUUAAAAGAACCACUUCAGCCUGAAGUCAAAAUUCACUGGUUCUUUUAUGUCAUGGGUUUUACUGUAUUAGUUUGAGAAACAAGCCACCAGCGCAGAGCUUGGGUUGGUGAGAUCUCACCUCGCACUACAGUAGGUGGGAUCUCAUUCAAGUCACAUUGUCCCACCUGACUGUGAUGGAGUUUUUUGCUGAUUUUGACCAAUAAUAUGGUAUUGAAGCAGGGUAUUAGUGUUAUAUAUCGCAGCCAAAAAUGGAAAAACAUGGCUAGAUGAAAUGAACGUGGCUUCAUCAUUUAUUUGUAGCCAUGUAGGUUCAUAAAAUAAGGUUAUGCUAAGGAGUCACAGAUUCCUCCUGGGUGAACCCACCCAUCUUGUUUUAAGCCAGCGAACGGCAAAUUUUGCCAGCGCUAAGGAGACAUUUGACAGCCAUUCGCCAGACGUUGUGUGUAAUUCUCCGGUACUUGCGGUCAGACAAUAUACCAAAUAAACAAAGUUUGCAAGCCUUUACCCACCAUUCAAUCACACAGCGCCCUUGAAGUUUCAGCCUUCCAUUCUUUGCAUACUUGCUUUGCUCAUCAGUUAAUAGUAGAGCAAAACGGUAUUGGCCAUACCCAAAUUAUUAUCAGCCAGCACUUCAAACAGAUACCUGAAGGACUGUGAACCAAUUCAAUAUUUCAUGGUCACAUUUAGCAUUUAACGUGGUUAUUCCAUGUGUUGAUCAAAAGCCUAGUAAUGUUCUAACCAUCCACUUACUAUUAAUUUCCUAAUGUACAAACUAGCAUCUUCCUAGUGUCCAAUUUGCUAGUGUUGAAACUGGCAACUUGUCCUCGUAGCUCAGUUGGCACUGCAUUGGACUAGUAUCCCAAAGGUCAUGGCAGGUUGGAUACACAUUCAGAGUAACAUCAGAAACAUCAUAUUCACCUGAGUACAUAACAUGCAUGCACACAAAAAAAUAACAUAGUAUCUGCCAUAUUUUGAAGUCAGUUUGAAUGCUCAGGCCCGAAUUAACCUUACUUAUGUAAGAUGUGACUUGGCCUGUCUGCCAUUUUGGUUGUGUGGCCAAGGUGAAUGGGGGGACAAGGGGCCAACAGGUGAAAACUGCAAUACAGUAGUUCCAUUGUACCACAUAUGUAUUAACUUCACUGUUAAAAUUACCACUUCACUUAUUUUGUGCUGCAUAUACAGUAGUUUGCCACCCAAAACUGAUGGACAAAGCUUGGUUACACAUGUGACAAAGACUAAUUUUGUGUUCAUUGUCUAGUUUAAAUACAUAACAUUAAAGAAUUAUUAUUUUAGUUAGGACAAAUAUUGUUGGGGAAAGUUUUGACAUGGCAGAUGAUGUGAAUUCAUUACUAUCACCCAUAAUUUUCAGCGAGGAACAUGGCGAUGAUGAGAUAAAUUAUGAAGGUAUAUACAGUACAUAAAGUUUACAAAAUGUGUGUUAGUAACUCUACCAAUGACCGUUUAUUUUACUUGUCAAGGGGGAAAUUGCCCGGUGCUAUUAAAGACAGUAAGUUGCCAGAUUAUCUGUCCUCUGACUAUUUCUAUUUUGUUAUUAACCUUUUUAAAUUUUAUGAUUCCAGAACAACUGGCUAGCAUUCUUGAUGAAUGUGAUGAAAUAUACAAUGAUAUGUCUGGAGACGAAGUUGUAUCCAUGUCUCAGUGGCAGACGAGGACCACGUCUAGUAAUUCCAACUGGGAAAACUGGAGAGAUCAGUUUUUCUCGGCUGUACUGCAUUCAUGUGUUAUUCCUGAGGGUGAAGUAAUGUGUGUGGCAUGUGGUAAUCAACCAGCAGUGGUUAAGUGCUCUACAUGCAUUGUUCAAUAUCUAUGUCCUGACUGUGAUGAUGCAACACAUAGUGAAAAGCCUUUGCACGAUCAACAGGAAUGGCUGAAUGGGUUUUUUAAUUAUCUUAAACCUGAACAAAGUGUGUCAAGGGAAAGGGAGAUCAUUAUAAAUGGUACAAUAACAAGGGUGGCCUAUUUUAUUUUAAUCAGUCUACUCAAUUAGAUAAUAAGCUAGAGUCUGGAACAUUGAUGUCCAAUUUCUUUUAUUAAUUAAUUAUUCCAAUUAUUAUGUCGCUCUGCCAAUGUCCCUUUAUUAUUCGCUUUGUCUUAUAGUAGCCAACUUUACAUGUGAUGGAGAGGUACAGUCUACCUAAUAUGUGCAUUGUUAAUAACACACUGUGUGACAGUAAUCUUCAACAUGACAUUGGAACCUCAAUCACAUUUUCAGAUUUUAACUUUUUGUGUUGCAGAACGUUGCUAUCCAUUGAUUUUCAAAACUCAAUGUAAAUCAUGUGGUCAAGAACAAUUACGAAAAUGUGUUUCAGGAGAUAUGGUGAUACUAGUUACCAUGAAAGGUUUGUAUAGUGUUUAGGCCUUAAGCUUUUAAAGCUUAACACAAGACUACUUAUGGCUUGAAAUUUGCAAUAUCCUGAUAUUCACGGGAUAAUUGAUUUGGAUACUGGAUAUCAGGAAUUGAUGUACAUACCCAUUAGAAUAGUUAAAAAUUAUCUCCCCCACAGUAUUGAAAUUUGAAAUUAGCUUCAAUCUAGUGCUGUGCAAACUCCGGUUUUUCAUCUCCGGCUCCGGCUUCGGCCGAAUUACAGCUCUGAGCUCCGGCUCCGGCCACAUCAUAAAAUAUUAAAUAAAUGUUUUACCAUCAGAGAACAUUUAUUAAUAUUAUUACGAAUAACCCUUUUCGUGCUUCCUAAUUAUCAGAUAACAUAACUCAGGAAACAAAACAGUGAAAACACUUAACCACGCAGAAAAUAUCUAUAUGGAAACCAGCCUCGAAAAAUCUUUGACACGAGGCAUGACGCGAGGCAUGACGCUAACACUCUCAGACUCCACAGCACAAUUGUUCGCACGCAAACAAAGUACUCUGUCAUUUUCAAAAGGUUGAUAUUUAUUUGUUUUGUACUUUUUUGUUAUCUACAAGGCAUGAAUAUACAGAUUACAGUAUGUAGCGCUAAGUCAGAUAGCUUCAUGAAAGCAUGACGUUUGUAAGUUGCGAUCGUAUUACAGCUUUUCGACGCUGUUCCUGUGGGCUGUGGCAGUUUGAGUCUAUGAUGAAUUCAUUAACAGCAAUUGGCAGUUCGCAGUAACUAACAAUCGUUUGACAUUUGUCUCAUUUCAUAUUGUUUUCUUGUCAUUUUGCCGGAGCUGGGAAAACGUAACUCCGGCUCCGGGCUCCGGCAUACAAAAUUCGGCUCCGGCAUUGGAAAAACCGCCGGAGCUCCGGCAGAACUCCGGCUCCGGCAACUCCGGCGCACAGCACUACUUCAAUCAUUCAAUCUAACGACUGUAGAAUGUCUGCAUGUUUUCCAAAUAAGGAGUAAGGUUUUUCUGGCUGUGUUCUGUAGAUGCCAAAUUUUAAGUUGCUAUAAUAUCCCAUUGGAUAAUACUGAAAUUUCAAGCCAUGUUUACAUAAUGUCAAAGGGAGAGCUUUGUCCGUUAAUUAAUGAGUUAAUUAAAAAUUAUGUGUGUUGUGUUAUUUUUUGAAAAAUGUGAAAUUUUAUAUUUUUAUAGGUCGAUAUGAUUUGCACUGGUGUUCCCUUGUUUGUGAAGGUUGUGAUUUUGUUCAGCCAAUGUCAGUGACAAACAUUAUAAAUGAAUAAAUGAAGGAUAUUGGCCUGGUUCUCCAUGCCAAGUAAAUUACCUUUUUGAUCAGGAAGUGUUUAGGGUGUGGGAAAACUUUCGAAUGCGGAUGCCUGGAUCAUCAGAAUCUGCAUUUAUUAAAGCCUUGGAGGAUAUUUCGUCAGCUAAAGGCCGGGUAAGACUAAAACAGACUGUAUUCUAUGUGACCAUUAUGGCAUUGUACAUUCUGUACAUGAGUCAUGUAUGUAUAAUUCACAACAUGGUCACAGAAUACUACACAGAAGUCCAUCUCCAUUGCUUUUUGCAUAAGCUUUAUUCGUCAUGAUUUGUCACUCAGCAAGUACUGCAAACAGAAGCAGUCACCCCCCUUGGAUGUGUGCCAUCUUUAGUAUUUUCAGGGGGGCUGCUUCUGUUUACGGUACUCGCUGAGUGACAAAUCAUGCCGAAUAGAGCUUAUGCAAAAAGCAAUGGACAUGGACUUCUGUGUAGUAUUCUGUGACAUGGUAUAACUGUAUUAGUGAGAUUUGUUUCAGUGAGUGUUGUGUAUGGUACAUGAUAUGAAUACAACUUUUGAUUAGCAAUUUAGCAUGUCAGUCAGGAUGCAGUAAGUGAAUGAUAAGCAGUAUACAUGUAGUAUAUUUACUAUUUACAGCAUACAUAUUUCCUUUCAUUGCCAGGCUGGUACAAUUAACAUAUCCACCUUUAGAAAGGCUGCAGCUGAAUGGAGAUACUGUCAAUAUGAGGUAGAUAAGUUGCAGGAAAUAAGAUACAUUGACUGUCCUCCAUGCUCUGUGUCACAACAUUCUGCACAUGUGGAUGGAAAUUAAAAGCUUUAUCGAUUUAGGAGUGUGCCAAGGUAUGCUGACAGAGCAUGAUAAGUACUUUACACAAUUUAAUUUUUCCUACAGGCAAUUUUUCAAAAUGGACAUGUUAAGACACCCCUCUGCUAUGAACAGUUCCCUGUGUACCAGAUGAUAUGUUCUUCUCUUCUAUACUGAUCAUAAACAUGAGCUCUUCUAUCAUGGAAAUCUCUGGAGAAUUGAAGGUCUCUCGUACACAUUGGUUUAUUCAUUUUGUGUCAAUAUUAAAAUUCAGUUCAACUAUAUUUAAAGUAAUCUUCUGUACCAAAAAUCACAAUUCACAUCUCUGUUUUUUACAGUAUGUAUGUAUGUAUGUAAUAGGUUAUUUUAUCACCAUGCAAACAUACAAAGAACGUAUGUAUGUAUGUGUUGCACAAACAAAAUUUAAAACAAUGCUCAUUGUGAAUUAUCACAAUGUCGAUCAUACUGUGAUAAAUUAAUUGUUUCGAAUUUUGUUUUUGCAAAAUGUGGAGAAUCUAGUGCCCAUUCAUACCAGAUUAUAUUAUUCAGCUGCAUGUACAAAUCUAACUGUAAUAUUCCGUAUGUGAAAAUUAGUUUUAAUUGCUGUUAUUGUAGAGGUAAUAGAACAUCUUACUAUGGGGAUCUUUUCAUAAAAAAAACGAAGAUGUGGAUAAGCAGAUUAUUGAAGUAUAUAACACAGGAAAGAAAGAGGUAUAUAUUCCAAAAAUGCAACCAGUAUAUACUGUACUAGUAUACAUGGUCAUGUGCACGGCUAAUCGUGUGAUGCCUGUAAUGUGUUGUUUUUACAAUAAUUGUGCUGCAAAAUAAUCAUAGCACCUGGGCAUCACCAUUUUCUCUUGUUAUUCUUGACUGAGGAAUUUUGCAAAAUUGCAUUGCUUAUAGUAUUUUGCUGUUGUUGAUGUAACUAAGGAUAUAAUUAACAGAAAUAAUUUUUGGAACAUUGUCAGACGGUAACUUUGAUGGUAACUUGUCACUAUGGUAAUGUUACUAUGACAAUUUUAUGUACAAAUGUACAGUAUACAAUAAUUAUGUAGCUGUCUUUGUAAUUUGUUUAAUGUUACUGUACUAUAGGUUGAAAACAAUGCCUGUGGAGAUUCCCACUGGAAAGCAGCUAAGGCCAUCAGUAAAAGCAAGAAAAAGCAAGAAGAAACUGGUAUAG
Molecule: messenger RNA, 6418 nt
Organism: Paramuricea clavata
Lineage: Eukaryota; Metazoa; Cnidaria; Anthozoa; Malacalcyonacea; Plexauridae
Source: the annotation of a GenBank genome assembly